This is a messenger RNA of Tinamus guttatus (white-throated tinamou), 306 nucleotides long. NCBI's taxonomy places the organism in Eukaryota, Metazoa, Chordata, Aves, Tinamiformes, Tinamidae. The record is from RefSeq and is a predicted model, not a curated record.
CCAGCGCUGGAAGCGGCGCGGAUCUGCGCCAACAAGUACAUGGUGAAGAGCUGCGGCAAGGACGGCUUCCACAUCCGCGUGCGCCUGCACCCCUUCCACGUGAUCCGCAUCAACAAGAUGCUCUCGUGCGCCGGCGCCGACAGGCUGCAGACCGGGAUGCGCGGCGCCUUCGGGAAGCCGCAGGGCACCGUGGCCCGCGUCCACAUCGGCCAGGUCAUCAUGUCCAUCCGCACCAAGGCCCAGAACAAGGAGCACGUGGUGGAGGCCCUGCGCAGGGCCAAGUUCAAGUUCCCGGGGCGCCAGAAG